AUGUCUACAGAUUUCAAAGGUGCUGACCAAAAGUUGAAACAGGUGCUAGACAAAGUCAAGGAUGUUGAUCCGGACUUGCGUUUCAUGGCGUUAAAUGAUUUGAACAAGUUGUUGAGGGAUCAUAAUUUGAUUAUCAGUACAGUCAACUCAUAUUCUAGUAAAAUAAUGAAUAUCCUACUUGAUAGUUUGAGUGAUUCCAAUUCAGAUGUUCAAAAUCAGGCAUUGAAGUGCUUUGAACCACUGGUUGUUAAUUUGGAUGAUCGUGAAGUGUUGAACUUGUUGAAGAAUUUAAAUGCUAAUCAAACUGCUACUGCAUCAAUUACUACAUCUAUUCAUACAAUGGCUAUCAGUGAAACUUUGGAAAAUUUAAAUUUGAGAGAUGCUUCUACAGGUUCAUUGAUUUUUGUGGAAUUAUUACCAACUUUGAUCACACAGGAAACAGGUGUAAUUAACUCUUUAGAUUCUAUUGAAAUAUUGAUCAAUUUGAUUGGGAACUUGAGUAAUGCUAUCCCUGAACAUGAAUUAUCUACAAUUUAUACUGCUUUAGUCAAGACUAUUUUCGGAGAUGUUAAUAUCAUUAGUAAAAAAUCAAUCAUUGCAUUGGGGAAUUUAGUUAAUACAUUAUCACCUGAAGAAUUUAGCAAUGUUUUGAAAUUGAUUCAAGCAGAACAUAAAGAUACUUAUGAAAAUAUCAAUAUCACAUUCUUAACAUAUAAUUCAUUAGCUAAGGCUAAUUCAUCAUUGUUUAUUCCAUAUUUAAAUGACCUUGUAUCAUUUAGUGUUAAACAUUUAUAUUUGGAUAAUGAAGAUUUAGAUGAUGAUCAAAUUAAAAUAGAUGAAGUUAGAUUUGAAGCAUUACAAUUAAUUUCAAAUUUAAUUUCUGUUGGUGAUGAUUUUAUUCCAUUUAUUGAUCAAAUCUUAAAUAUUGUUUCUAAAUUCUUAUUAUAUGAUCCAUAUACAAAUAGUUAUGAAGAAGAAGAAGGAAUUGAUGAAGAAUUCUCAGAUGCUGAAGAUUUUUCAGAUGAUGAAUUUGAUGAUGUUGAAGAAGAAAGUGAUGAUAAUACAUGGAAAUUAAGAAAAAUCUCUGCUAAAUUAGCUGCAUUAUUAACUCAACAAUUUCCAUCAAUUCUUUACAAUAUUUAUUCGAAUGGUAUAUUUGAAGCAUUGAUUAAUUCUGUAUCAGAUUCAUCAGAAACUGUUUCAUUUGAAAAAAUCCAUUCUUUAGAUAGUAUCAUUGCAGUUACAAUUAAACAACAUGGUAAAAGAUCAAGUCGUAAAAGAAGAGGUUCAGAUGUUAGUAUGUCAGAUAUUGAUGAUUCAUUAACUCAAUUGACUAAAUUUAGAAAUAAAAUUGUUACAAAAUUCAUUAAAGAAUUAUCAAAUGUUAAACAUAAUAAUUUAAAUAAAUUUAAUACUUUAUUACAAUUUUUCCAAAGAUUUAAUAGACUUGAUGAAGAUUUAAAGCCUUUAUUAAUUGCCAUUAGAGAAUAUAAUUUUGGUCUGAAUUUAGAUCUUUUAAAAAUUUAUUCUGCACUAUUGACAAAUAAUGAUUUAGAAUAUUUUGUAUCUGAAUUAAACUAUAUUGUUGAUACUAUUAAUAGUGGAUUAACAAGUAAAAAUCAUAUAAGUACAUUAAAUUCAAUUGAAACUGCGACAGAUUUAUUGAAUCUAACUUAUAAUGAAAAAUUAACAGAUUCAAUUAUUGAAAUUGCAAGUUCAAAUAAAAAUGAUAGUGAAAUUAGAAAUACCACAAUUCAAAGUGUUGGUGAAUUGAAAACAUUACCAUCUAAUAAAGUUCAAGAUGUAUUAAAUUUAUUUAUUGAUACUUUAAAAUAUGAACCAAUUGUUGUUAGUACGAUUAAAUCAGUUACAAGUAUAAUUGAAAUUUAUCAUGAAUUAAUUUCAUCAGAUAUAGUUAAUAAAAUUGUUCAAAUUUAUGAGAAAUUAGUGUUGGAUGUUAAUUAUACAUUAUAUGUUAUUGAAUCAUUAUCCACAAUUGUUCAUUAUUUCCAAAUCAAUUCAUCAAUUGGUGAUUUAUUAUUACAAUUAUUUAAUGAAGAUAAAUAUCAAUCAUUAAUUUUACGUGUUAUUUCAAGUUUAAAUUUUGAUAAAGAAAAAUUGAAAACCAUUUAUAUUAGAGCUUUAACAAUUGAUGAUAUUGAAGACAGUGCAUUAAUUGAUUUAACCAAAAGAAUUGGAUCUGAUUUGAUUCCUACAUUAGAAAAUGAUCAAUUAAAUACAAGAAAUAUUAAAUUAUUAGCUGAAAUUAUUGUUGAUGAAAAUUUAAUAGAUUAUAUUCGUAUUAGAGAAGAAGAAUUAUCUCAAGGUAAAAGUAUAAUUUUCAAUAUUAAACUGUUGGGUUUUAUUGGUGAAAAAUUACCAGUUUCAAUUUCCAUUGAUCAAUUAUUAAGUUAUUUCAAAGAUGAUGAAACUAAAAUUUAUGCAGCUGAAGCAUUAGGUAGAAUUAUUUCAAAAGAUAGUAAAGGUUAUUUAUCAGAUUUCUUAACUAAGAUUAGAAAUUCACAAGAUUCAUAUUUAUUAAUGAUUUCUGUUAAACAAAUUUUACAAAUUAAUAAUGAAUUAAUUUAUGAAGAUUUUAAUGAUAUUUGGGAAACAACUAUAUCAGUUUUACAAAAUACAAAUGAAAUUGAUGAAGAUUUAUCCAAGAUUUCUGCACAAAUAUUAGGAUUAAUUCUUGUUAAUAAUAAUGAUACAAAUUAUUUUUAUAAUAAGGCAACUGAAUUAUUAAAAUCUAAAUCACUUUCAGUAUUAUAUACAAUAAUUGCAGCUAUUAAAUUUAUAUUAGCAUAUGAUAAUAUUGUUAGUAUUGAAUUAUUUGAUUCAUUAUUAUUACAAGUUUUCAAUAAAAUUAGUGAUGAAGAUUUAAAAAUUAAACAAAUUUCUAUAAUUUCAUUAAUUACAGUUUUAAAUAAUCAAUUUGGAUUAUUAAUUCCAUAUUUAUCAAAUAUUUUACCAUUAGUUUAUGAAGAAUUAUCUAAAAAGAAACAAUAUCAAGAAACUAUUCAAAUUGGUCCUUUUAAACAUAAAGUUGAUAAAGGUUUAGAAGUUCGUAAAAAUGCAUUUGAAAUAUUAUAUAAAUUAAGUUUAAAUCAUAAUUUAUUGAAUAAUAAUGUUGAUUUUAAUGAAAUUUUACAUAAUGUUAUUGAACAUGGGUUAAGUGCAGAUAUUAUAACAAUAAGUUCAUUAAUUAUUAUUAAAUUAUUAGAAUUUGAAGAUGUUUAUUUAAGUGUUGAAGAUAAACAAUUUUUAAGUAAUGGGAUUGAUAAACUGUUGGGAGGUAUUAAAAAGAAAGAAGAUCAACAAAAAGAUUCUAAAGAAGAACAAGAAACUAAAGCAGUUUUGAUCAAUUUAAGAAAUUCAAUCUUUGAAUAG
This is a messenger RNA of Hansenula ciferrii, 3393 nucleotides long. RefSeq names its product Cullin-associated NEDD8-dissociated protein 1. NCBI's taxonomy places the organism in Eukaryota, Fungi, Ascomycota, Saccharomycetes, Phaffomycetales, Wickerhamomycetaceae. The coding region runs from base 1 to 3393 and encodes 1130 amino acids. Gene Ontology annotation, biological process: SCF complex assembly; protein ubiquitination. The transcript has a single exon. The record is from RefSeq and is a predicted model, not a curated record. Gene Ontology annotation, cellular component: nucleus.